Messenger RNA from Penicillium malachiteum, 1752 nucleotides. RefSeq lists its product as uncharacterized. Lineage: Eukaryota; Fungi; Ascomycota; Eurotiomycetes; Eurotiales; Aspergillaceae. The transcript has 3 exons. The record is from RefSeq and is a predicted model, not a curated record. The coding region runs from base 1 to 1752 and encodes 583 amino acids.
AUGCCUUGCUUCAAAGGUCUCGCGGUGAGCAUUCACACGCCGGAUGGCGCUAUCUCCGAAUACUCCAUUCAACGCCAGUCCCGAGCCUCUCGCAUAGCCUGCUUCAUCCCGGUGCCUCCGCCCAAAGUUCCUGACUCCAAGAGCGGAAAGCCUGAACAAUCCACCUUCGCCAUUUCUAUCACCUUAUUGAAUGCCGGCCAGGAUGUCCCUUACUCAACCCCCAAACCAACACCUGAUUGCCAAUCCCCGAAACCGAAAGUUGUCGGUGGUCUACCAGGCCAGACAAGCGAACGCGGUCAAUACUCCGGCGCAGUUUCACCAUACCAGGCAUUGACUAAUUCACAGAACGAGACUGUCGCCGCCUACAUAUACUUCGACGGACGACAGAAGGAGGAAGUAGCAACACUUCUGCGGAGAGGAGAGGAGACAUGGGUCAAUUCGCGCUGGGUCAGUAUCCCCGAAUCUGAGGGUGGGGGCAUUGCCGAGCGCGAGUUCCUCUUCCGCGAGGUUGGACUGGAGCGUUGGCUCAACGGAUUGGAUCUUGAAGGGAAAGAUGCAGCUGCCAAGAUCGAGCGCCGACGACAGAAAAUUGAGAAGCGUCGUGCAAAGCGUCUUGAAGAGGGCCAGAGUGUUAUGGAAAUGGAAGCCGACAGCUCGAAGCCCAAGAAUAUCAUGCGAUACGGAAGUGACGCAAAGGCGCCACUUGAGAAUGUUUCUGAUGACGAUUUUUCCUCGGAUUCUGAUGAUGAUGAUCCAAUCCCGGAGACUGCUGGGCAAAUCAAGGUCGCCUUGUUCCGUGUAUUGGCAUCCGGAGAAAUCAAGCGUGGUGAAUACUCCCCACAAUUCGAUGCACACGACGAUGAUGAGGAAGGUGGCCAAGGCAAUAGCAAUGGAGAUGCCGACAUAGAUCACACUACCAGCUUCGCCAAACCUAAGAGUCUCGACCCCAAGUCCAUCAGCACCCAGACCGUCACUGGCAUUGACCCAACUGACAAGCCCUACGCUACUUUCACAUUUAUGUACCGCGGUGAACGACAACUGCAGAAGAUGGGCAUGUUGAAGGACCCUAAGGCACCCGAGACACCGGCUGUGAAACGCAAGUCCAUACAAGCGGACUUUUCUAGCCUUGGCCCUCUCAAAUCCGGUGGAACUGUUGGAUUCCUUAAUUUCCGGGAUCAAGAAUCUGGGCGUAAGGGUAAAAAGGGCGAGGAUGAGAUGGAUAGUGAUGACGACGAUGCCGAAAAUCCUAUCCUGAACAAGGCUGAUGAUGAGGAGGCCAAGGAUGAUAACCAUUUCUUGUCUCCUGAUGAUAUCAGGCGUGAGGGAGAGCUAGAGGAGGGUGUCCGCAAGAUUCGCCUCAAACGCCAGCAUUCUGCUGAGCCCUCCAAUGAGAAUGGAGAGACGAAUUCAAGCGGCACCCCAGUUUCUAGCACUACGCCUCCAGCUACUGAGCGCUCAACAACUCCACCUAAGACAAUUUCUGAUUCCACUGCGGGUCCGUCUGAGCCAGUACAGCCUCCAUCAGAUUUAGCAGAUGGCUUCAUAGGAAGUCCCCUGAAGAAGCAACGUGCGAGUGUAUCUGCCGCUGACGAAAAUGCUCUUCGACGCCGCAUUGCAGAGUCCUCCGGUCGCAUAAAUGAGGUUCUAGCUGCAGAGGCGAAUCAGACAGCCCCCGUGAGUGCCCUUUUUGGAAACAAUGGCAAGGCUGCUGAGUCUACAGCUCCCCAAGACGAGGAUGAAGAGGAGCUAUGA